AUGUCUAAUACUACUGGUCAUGAAGAUCUUGGUGCAAAAUUAUUAGCCGGUGGACUAUCAUGUAUGUUUAUAUCAGCUGUUCUCAAUCCAAUGGAUGUUAUUAAAGUUGUAUUACAAACUCAAUCACAAUUAAAAGCUCUUGAUAAUCAUCCACAUCCAGUAAGUGAUUUAUUUUUACAUCCAUCUCGUUCAUUAUAUACACAUGCACGAUAUCAUGGUACAUGGCAUGCAGCUAAAUCAAUUUACUAUGAAGAAGGAUAUGGUCGAGGUUUAAUGAAAGGUAUCACAGCAUCAAUGUUACGUGAAGCAAGUUAUAGUAGUAUUCGUAUGGGUCUUUAUGAUUCAAUUAAAAUUCUUUUAGCUCCAAGUGGAACCUCGAAAAAUGAAUUUAGUUAUUGGCAAAAACUAGUUGCUGGUGCUGGAUCAGGUGCAUUAGGAAGUUUUAUUGCAACACCAACUGAUCUUGUUAAAAUACGUUUUCAAUCAUAUUCACCACGUCAUAAAAAUCCAUAUAAAAAUACGUUUCAUGCAUUUUAUUCUAUUCUUAAAUAUGAAAAUGGCAUUUAUGGUUUAUAUAAAGGUGCAACACCAACUGUUUUACGUGCAGCUAUAUUAACAAGUAUGCAAUUAAGUACAUAUGAUCAAAGUAAACGAAUUCUACUUCGUUCCGGGUAUUUUCAAGAUAAUCCAAUAACACAUGUAAUUGCAAGUCUUAUUAGUGGAUUAAUAGCAACAACAGCAGUUAAUCCAGCUGAUAUUAUUAAAACUCGAAUUAUGAGUGAUAAUACAACAAAAGAUCGUCUUUAUAAAAAUCCUAUUGAUUGUGCUUAUAAAACAAUGAUGAAAGAAGGUCCACAAGCAUUUAUGAAAGGUUGGUUACCAAAUUAUCUACGUAUUGGACCACAUUCUCUCGUAUCAUUACUCUUAACAGAAUUUAUUCGAAAACUACUUGGUGUUGAUUCAUUCUAA
This is a messenger RNA of Adineta steineri, 969 nucleotides long. Lineage: Eukaryota; Metazoa; Rotifera; Eurotatoria; Adinetida; Adinetidae. The record is from the annotation of a GenBank genome assembly.